AUGAAAUGCGUUGCGCUCAUUUUUGUGUGCAUCGCUUUUCACGUCCAGCAGGGAGUGGGACCAUUGCGCGUUAAACGCAGGGGCGUCUCUUCUUGCCCGUCGUUCGUCCUACACCCACGAAAAACAAACGGGGGACACACCAACCGAAUAAACAAAGGUCAUAACUACAAGACCUUCUUAUGGGGGUACCCCAUUUAUGAUGAUUCACCCUUUAAAUUGAGGAGGCCAAAAAUAUACCCCAACUUUGAAUAUGGCGAGCUCAGGAAGUCACAAGAUUUCGAUUACGUCAUAAGUACAAACAUUGCACAGAAGAACUACAAAAUCCCCGAUGUUGGCUACCUGUACAAUGUGGAAGAAAUGGGCACAGGCAGAACUGAUGACGUCCACACGCCCAUCGACAUGGUGUUUGGAGAGCGGGACGUCGACCCAAAUGAAGUGGAAAAAAUUAAAGCCGUUCUCAACAUCUUUGACCAGGGAAAUGGGAUGGGCAUAUGCACCUUAAUGGGCGCGAAGCGGGGGCACUUUGCCUUCAAGUACAACGGCUAUUUAAGCCACUUUCACGGAGUUAAAAAUUAUUUAAGGUUCCUGAUUAACAAGCACUACCCUGGGGCCAAGGUUACCCUAAUUAGCGAGCACUGGAUUGACGCGAUCGACGAGUCUGUGUGUGUCAGGCAUAGCAACAUCCCCUUUUCCAAAAUAGGACACCAAAGACGACUGGUCUUUAACAAGUACGAUUAUAUUUAUGAAAAUGAUAAGAACAGGAGAAUAUAUAAAGCGGAAAACCGAAGCAACGUAUGGGCCUUCCAUGACGACCCGCAAAUGUUGACCUAG
Molecule: messenger RNA, 831 nt
Organism: Plasmodium fragile
Lineage: Eukaryota; Apicomplexa; Aconoidasida; Haemosporida; Plasmodiidae
Exons: 7
Coding region: 1-831 (276 amino acids)
Source: RefSeq, a predicted model, not a curated record